UUAUUAAUAAUAAUAAUUAUUAUUGUGUUAAAAACGAUAAUAAUAUAGACACAUAAAAUAUCAUCUAUAAUUUAUUAAAUUUAUAGAAAACAUGGAUCGGUGGACUGGUAAAGUUGCAUUAGUGACGGGUGCUAGUUCUGGCAUAGGUGCGGCCAUUUCAAUUGAAUUAGUUAAAUAUGGCAUUGUGGUAAUUGGGUUCGCCAGACGAUUGGAUCGAUUGCAAAAAUUAGAAAAAGAAUUAUCUAAUGAAAAAGGUAAAUUUGUACCAUUACAAGGCGAUAUUUCUAAAGAGCAGAGUAUUAUCAAUGCAUUUAAAUGGAUUCAAGUGAACUAUAGUGGUGUGGAUAUUUUGGUGAAUAAUUCUGGUAUUCUUCGAAAUUCGAAUUUAACAGAUGGAAAAACUGACGAUUGGAAAGCAAUAUUUGAUGUAAACGUAAUUGGACUAUGUAUUGCGACACGUGAAGCUUGUAAAUCAAUGAAAGAACGGGAUGUCAAUGGACAUAUUAUUAAUAUCAACAGUUUAUCUGGUCAUAGAAUUCCUGCGUCAGUAGAAGACACGAAUGUGUAUCCUGCUUCCAAAUAUGCAGUCACAGCUAUCACCGAAACAUUACGUCGAGAAUUGUUGCAUCAAAAGACAAAAAUAAAAGUUACAAGUAUUAGUCCUGGUUUAGUCAAAACAGAAAUUGCGGAAGCUGGUAAUUCGCAAGCUUUAACUGAACGGAUGGCCUCUGUAAGACCUCUAGAUCCAGAAGACAUUGCAAGUGCUGUGAUUUUUACACUUAGUACACCUCCUCAUGCUUUGGUUGAAGAAAUAAGAAUUCGCCCAUUGGAACAGCCAAUCUAAUUAAAAUUAAAUAAAUUAAAAUGGAAUCAAACAAGUAUU
Molecule: messenger RNA, 883 nt
Organism: Chrysoperla carnea
Lineage: Eukaryota; Metazoa; Arthropoda; Insecta; Neuroptera; Chrysopidae
Product: farnesol dehydrogenase-like
Exons: 5
Coding region: 92-844 (250 amino acids)
Source: RefSeq, a predicted model, not a curated record